Molecule: messenger RNA, 3140 nt
Organism: Astyanax mexicanus (Mexican tetra)
Lineage: Eukaryota; Metazoa; Chordata; Actinopteri; Characiformes; Acestrorhamphidae
Gene: cdc25b
Product: cell division cycle 25B
Exons: 15
Coding region: 447-2132 (561 amino acids)
Biological process (GO): G2/M transition of mitotic cell cycle; positive regulation of G2/MI transition of meiotic cell cycle; protein dephosphorylation
Cellular component (GO): cytoplasm; nucleus
Molecular function (GO): protein tyrosine phosphatase activity
Source: RefSeq, a predicted model, not a curated record
GUCAGCGUUUCUUUUCUCUCAGUGGAGUCAGAAAACAGUCAGAGAGAGUGCACAGGAAGUGGCAGCUCUCUGACUAAAAUCGAAGAACAUGACCUUUUAAAUUGUGUUUUUAUUUAUUUGGCUUUUUUUUGCGCUUUCGUGCAAGCGGGGCAGUUCUGUGUGUCGGCGUGAUGAACCGCUCUAAAGCAUAAGAGCAGAGUUUCUCCUCUCCGGAACAGAGAAGAUAAAAGAAGAUCGAGAGAGAGGUUUAUAUGGAUGGGGCCCCGUCGAGUACUUGCAUGCUAACCUAACCUAGCCAGUCAGCUAACAAACACGCUACGCUAGCUAAAGCUUCCUCUCAGGCUAAUCCCGUCUGCCUCCGGCUAGCUUUAACUCUUUUAUCGGCUCCAGUUUAAAUUCGGAUUGGAUUUUAUCUUAUCAGUUUUAUCCGCUGUGAAAGUGUAAAAAUGGAAAUCGACACAGUUGUGAGUGACUUUAGCCCUGUCAGUGAUGAUCUGUGCACUGAGCCCAACUCGAUCCCCAGGCUCUCCAGGCCGUCUUUCCCCGAGCUCCGGACUAAGGGCUCCCCCUGCAUCAAAAACCUUUUCUCCCCCGGACCCGCUGCUGUGCUUUCCCCCGUCACAAACCUGGCUCUCAACAUGGACAACCUCGCUGUUCUUGGAGGGCAAUGCGAGACGCCUAAACGGAGGAAACCCAUCAUAAAGAUUCCUUCAUUCGCCUCCGACACUUCAUCUGAUGCAGGUCUUGGUAUGGACUCUCCAAGCCCCGUGGACCCAGUGGAUGCAGAGCAAAAGUUUGAAAUGGCCAUACAGAAUGCAACCAGAGUGAUCAAUGAAAAAAUGCCCAUUCGUAGGAUAAACUCUCUACCACUGCAGUUAUUGGGUCACAGUCCAAAUCUGAAGUGUAAAGAUUCUGAUCUGCCGAGGUAUGGAGUCUUCAGUCAGACAUCCAGCCUGGCUGACAAAGAGAACCUGCAUGAGAAUUUUGAAUUUAAGAAGCCCACCCUGCCUGUAUCCCGCUGUCGACUGCGUUCAACUGGGGAAGGAAAGGAAGCUUUCGCUAGCCGUCCCAACUCUGCACCUGCUUUAAUGCUUUCCCCUCCCUCAUUCAGUCCACUAGCUUCACCUGAUGGCAACAGUCCCUUUGUACUGCGUCGUGUAUCACUCCCUGGCUUUCAUGAUGAUGAUGACGACGAUGGCUUCCUGGAGGUACUUGAUGACGUAGAGACGGACUCUGAAGUGCCUACAGGAAUGGCCAGUCUGCUCACAGCUCCUCUUGUGGCAGAUCAAAGCAUGGACAGUACAUCCAAUUCGCCUGUUAGGUGCCGGCCACGAGGGUUGUUCCGCUCUCCCUCCAUGCCAGUAGGUGGGCGUGCCGCACUCAAGAGGCCUGAUAGGCCCAGAGACGAGAACACACCUGUCCGUGUGAAGAGGAGGCGGAGUGUGGCAGGGUCAAAUGUUUCGCCUACAGAGCAGGAUGAUUCCCACCCUCAACAGGUACAGCGCUCAAAAUCGUUUAAUCACUCUGAGAUCGAGAGACUGUUGGACACUGACCCCAAUAAUGUGAUUGGAGAUUUUACCAAAGCCCCUGCUCUCCCCACAGUGUCUGGAAAACAUCAAGACUUAAAAUACAUCACUCCAGAAGUUAUGGUUGCAGCAAUGAGUGGCCAAUUCAGCGAUGUGGUGGAAAGACUGUUCGUCAUUGACUGCCGCUAUCCGUACGAGUUUGAGGGAGGACAUAUCAAGGGAGCACUAAACCUGCAUCUGGAGGAGCAAAUUGAGGAUCGCUUCUUCAGCCAGCCCUUCCUUCCACAAAGCCCAGACAAACGCGUGUUGCUGGUGUUCCACUGUGAGUUUUCAUCAGAGCGUGGCCCACGAAUGUGUCGUUUUGUUCGCGAGAGAGAUCGUGAUCUGAAUGAAUAUCCCAACCUCCAUUACCCUGAACUCUACGUACUAAAAGGAGGUUACAAGGACUUCUUUCCCCUGCACAAGAGAGAAUGUGAGCCUCAAGACUACAGGCCCAUGGUUCACGAGGACUACAAGGAUGACCUGAGGAAGUUUCGUCUGAAGAGCCGCACGUGGGCAGGAGAACGCAGCAAGAGAGACAUGUACAUUCGUCUCAAAAAGCUUUGAGGCAUAUAUGGACAUACACUCAGGUUUACCAUCGAACUCCCACACACACUGCCUUCACACAUGAUCAGCCUGUAGCGGUCAUCUUCAGGAUUGACAGUAUUGCUAAGUUAGGUGCUGCGUAACGUUUACUGCCAUAACUCAACCACACACUGCCUCCCUGCUGCCCUCACUCCAAAACGAACAUCACUGCCAUAGUUUCUUAUUUUCUUUCUGCCCCUGUUCCAUUUUAAACAUACUAAAUGAUUGCGUGUGAAAUUGAAGACCCAAAAGCACUUACCUUGUUAUUUUGGAGUGCUUGAAAUUGCUUUUAUUUCCCUGCUUUUUCUUUCGUGAUUUGCCACCCUGCCCAUUUAGGGAUUGAGCCAUAUGCUUUAUUAUUAUUAUUAUUAUUAUUAUUAUUAUUAUUAUUAUUAUUAUUAUUAUUAUUAUUAUUAUUUGCACAGCUAGCCACUGUUUAAUUGCCCUUCUUAUGAAUUAUGUAAAAAACCCUAAUGUAUAACUUAAUAUAGAUAGUUUUAAAGAGAGGAUUUUACUGUUUUUUUGGUAAAGCUUUUAAACAUUUCAGAGUAUGUACAAAGACCUGAUUGAAGAGUAAUGGUGAAAGUUGGCUGCUUUGCACUACUAUAUUUGGUCUUCAGUCUCCUGUCUGGGAUGAGAUUUUAGGUUUUCUGAUCCCCAUAUUUUGAGAUUUUCAUUAAGAAGUGUGGGGCUGUUUGUAUAUGGCUUAAUUCACUCAGGCCUGGCUGAUUUCUGCUGGUCAGCUGGAGAGAGGACCUCUAAUCACCAAAGUGUUCAGCAAUAAAACCUGCCAUUUCAUUAGGACUUUGAUUUUAUUUUUAUAUAUUUUUUUCACAUUACAUAAUGUGAUGUCCCCCACUUCUUAAAUCCUAAUUGUGUGUGUGUGUGUAAUCUGCUGUAUUGAAUCUUUGAACAUUUUUUUGGCCAUGUUUGAGUCAGUGUGUAUGUGAGAUUUGGCUGUGUUGCUGCAGCUCGGCGAAUAAAUGACUA